UUCUUCUUCACCGCCAUUCUCUCGCAUUCAGUAUCCCGUCGCCAUCCCUUACUUACUCUCCGAUGCGCGAGCUUCCUCCCGAAGUCUUAUCUCUCAUAUUCACUCUUGUAGUAGAGAGAAAUUGUUUUGGCCGGCCCGAGCUUUGCGAUUCUCAGCAGAUAGGAGCGUCUUUCUUGUUCCAAAUAUGUUCGCGGUGGAGAGCUGUCGCUCUGGAUACGCCCGAGAUCUGGGCGCACACCUGUAUUAUACACGACUUCGAAUUUCCCUUGGCCCAUGUCACGACAGAAGUAGAGCUAGAACGGCUGAAGCUCUGCAUCCGGCGUGCCAAAUCCUUUCCUGCUUAUGUGGAGAUCAUUUUAAAGGACACAGGCGUCACAUUCGAGGGAACGUACCUAACAGGGGGACACAUUAUCUUAUUACGGGAACUUAUGAAUGGGCUGAAUUGGGAGAGCCUAAUAAUUCGUAUGAAGAGAGUUCAACCUGAUGUUUGCGGGUUUGUCAUCGGUAUGAUAGAGGACAGUAUCUCAGAGUCUCUUCGACGACUCGAGCUUCGUUUUGACUACAUUCAGGGCAUACAAUCGAUGGAAUCAUUCUUGCAAACAUGGGCAGGAGCAGCGACAUUCCCGAACCUUCGAACUCUUCGCCUUCAAGAUACCCCUUGGUUCCCUUAUCCACAGUCUUUCGGAACGAUUAAUGACUCCAUCUUUCCGUAUUCACAACUUACCGACAUCCAUCUUGAGCUUAUACGCAGUCCUGAGGAGAUGCUGGAGGUUCUACGACUUUGCGGUCGGCGUGUACGCUCCGUAAACAUCGACUCGAGUCGUCACGCUUUGGAACUCAUCAGUGCGCUAACCACACCAUCCUUGAGAGACCUAUCUCUAUCCUGCCGUCUUUGUGGAGUUGGCGAAUGUUUUAUGGCGACACAUUCGUCCUUGUCUUCACUUCUUCGAGCGUUGACUGAUUUCCUGGAACGGUCUGGGGUGUCAACGACUUUACGAAAACUGCACCUUGCUAUCCAGGGUGUCGAUUCAUCGUUUCUGGGAGCAUUGAUGGGGGUCUUGGAAGUCGCAACCGGAUUGGAGGAGCUUUUGGUGAACGUUUCAGAGCACGGCAAAUACAAUGACGGCCAGCGUUAUUUUCAGCUUCGUGCGGUUGAUUUUCUGAAAGCCCUAGCGAGCGACGAUGAUAUACUUCUUCCGAAAUUGAAACACCUUCACAUUCAUCAUAUUGAUCACUUCGAUUCGGGAAGCCCGGACCAGCCUCAGGACCGCGCGUGGGUGAAUGAGUUAGAGAAGAUGGUGGAAUUGCGGAGUCGCCAUGAACUCCAAUCGGUCAUUCUGGAAGUUGAAAGGGUUAGUGACGAUGACAAGUCGGAUAUGGGUUUGAACUUGGAGCGGUUGAAGCAGCUGGAAAAGGAACGUGGAUUGGUGAUGCGGAUUGUGAAGACUUGUGGGGGCAAAAUCUAUCAUGAAAUCCUAGGUCAUGGGCGUGCACAAUCGACUUUGGACCACCACCGUUUAUGGCUGCGAACCCCAGCGGCGAUUAGGGAGAUCGUUGACGAAGACUGGAUGGAAUGA
This is a messenger RNA of Marasmius oreades (fairy-ring Marasmius), 1577 nucleotides long. RefSeq lists its product as uncharacterized. The record is from RefSeq and is a predicted model, not a curated record. The transcript is spliced from 2 exons. The coding region runs from base 63 to 1577 and encodes 504 amino acids. Lineage: Eukaryota; Fungi; Basidiomycota; Agaricomycetes; Agaricales; Marasmiaceae.